AUGGGAAACGAUCGUUGUUUUGUUAAAGCUCAAGAUUUACCAUUUCGUUUAAUUGAAGUUCCAACUGGUUCAGCACCUCCACCACCAUCACCACCUAUUCGACGAUCGCAUAAACGUCACGCUCCACCAAAUCCUCCACCACGUGUUCAAGGAUAUGACGCACCUCCAUCGCUUCGUCCUCCUUCAGUUAUACGAAAACGUUAUGAUGAACCUCCACCACCACAAUUACCUCAAAGAUUUGAUCUCGAUCAAUCAAAUUCAAAUAAAAUAAAUUCAUCAAAUAAAAAAAUUCAUAAACGAAAAUUAACAUGUUGUGUUAUAUCUUAA
Rotaria sordida is the source of this 327-nucleotide messenger RNA. NCBI's taxonomy places the organism in Eukaryota, Metazoa, Rotifera, Eurotatoria, Philodinida, Philodinidae. The record is from the annotation of a GenBank genome assembly.